ACCUCUCGUUUCAGACCUAGCUCCUGCAGCUGACGCCAUGAGUGACUCCGAGGACGACGGGCCGCCGCAGCUUUCCUCGCAUGCCUUGGCGGCUCUGCAGGAGUUUUAUGCUGAGCAGAGGCUGCGAACUGAGCCAGGCGCAGAUGAGAAGUAUAACAUUGGAAUAAUAGAAGAGAAUUGGCAGCUGAGCCAGUUCUGGUACUGUCAGGAAACCGCUCUGCGACUGGCGCAGGAGGCGAUGAGAGCUGCCGGAGACGGGGGCAGGAUAGCCUGCGUGAGCGCUCCCAGCGUCUUCCAGAAGCUGCGCGAGCUGCAGGGAGAAGGCGCUUCAGCUUGCAUCUUCGAGUAUGACAAGAGGUUUGCCAUUUACGGGGACCAGUUCGUCUUCUAUGAUUACAACAAGCCCUUGGAUCUGCCGGACAGCAUCACCGCACACAGCUUCGACAUCGUGGUGGCCGACCCUCCCUACCUCUCUGAGGAGUGUCUCCAGAAAACGUCGGAAACCAUCAGGUUCCUGACCCGGGCCAAGGUGCUGCUGUGCACGGGGGCUGUCAUGGAAGAGGAGGCCGCACGGCUCCUGGGCGUGAGGAUGUGCAAGUUCAUCCCGCAGCACACACGCAACUUGGCCAACGAGUUUCGCUGCUACGUGAAUUACGACUCUGGGCUGGACUGACUCGGGGCCCCGAAGGCACAGACCUCACAAUAAAGGACCCGGGCGACA
This is a messenger RNA of Ochotona princeps (American pika), 721 nucleotides long. RefSeq names its product EEF1A lysine methyltransferase 1 (gene EEF1AKMT1). Gene Ontology annotation, biological process: methylation. NCBI's taxonomy places the organism in Eukaryota, Metazoa, Chordata, Mammalia, Lagomorpha, Ochotonidae. Gene Ontology annotation, molecular function: protein-lysine N-methyltransferase activity; nucleic acid binding. The coding region runs from base 38 to 673 and encodes 211 amino acids. The transcript is spliced from 4 exons. The record is from RefSeq and is a predicted model, not a curated record.